AUGGGAUUCAACAUAAAGUUUGGCUUGCUUUUUGCGUCUCUAUCUUGUAAAAGACGGAAAAGAAAGAAAGAAAUAAAAGAUAAAAAUCUUUCAUAUCCUUUCUGUCUUUUAAUUCAUUUAUUCAUUCUUUCUUUCUUCGUUUUUUUUAUUUUUCUUUUCUUUCCACCUUUUCUGUUUUUACUUCUUUCUUUCUUUCUUUCUAUUUUAUCUUUCAUUUCUUUCUUUCUUUUCUGUCUUUUACUUCAUUCUUUCUUUCUUCGUUUUUUUAUCCUGCACUUUUCUGUCUUUUCUGUCUUUUGCUUCUUUCUUUCUUUCUUUCUUUCUUUCUUUCUUUCUUUCUUUCUUUCUUUUCUUUCUAUCUUUUCUGUCUUUUACUUCUUUCUUUCUUUCUUUCUUUCUUUUCUAUCCAUCUUUUCUGUUUUUUACUUCAUUCUUUCUUUCUUCGUUUCUUACCCUCCACUUUUCUAUCUUUUCUUUCUUUCUUUCUUUCUUUCUUUCUUUCUUUCUUUCUUUCUUUCUUUCUUUCUUCGUUUUUUAUCUUUCAUUUCUUUCUUUCUUUUCUGUCUUUUAGUUCUUUCUAUCUUUGUUUCUAUUUUAUUUUUCAUCUCUUUCUUUCUUAUCUGUCUUUUUUCUUUCUUUCUUUCUUUCUUAAGAAUUAAUUUUUCCCAUCAUUCUUCUUCAACCCCCCACUAUUCAUGCCUACUGAAUUGA
Messenger RNA from Acanthosepion pharaonis, 711 nucleotides. The record is from the annotation of a GenBank genome assembly. Lineage: Eukaryota; Metazoa; Mollusca; Cephalopoda; Sepiida; Sepiidae.